AUGCCAGAUCAAAAACUACCUACCCAGAUCCCCAUUAUGUUGAGAACUGGACAAGAACGCAUUAUCGAUUGCGAAAGCUUGUCAGAUAAUUCUGAAGAAAUUUGUAAUAAGUUGAAAGAAGAUGGUGCCCAAAUGACGGUUUAUUUACGAUUGGCGCUAUAUUUCAAUAUUAAUAGAAAGGCUCCUAAUGUGGCUAUUGCAAUUCUUAAGAGAGGACUUUCCCUACCGCGCGGUUCUAACGAUGAAAAAGUCAGAUUAAAUAAUCUAUUAGUUAGCUUAUAUUAUAAAAUGGCAAAAAAUACAAAAGACAAACAACCAAAAUCAGAUUUGCUAAAUGAAGCGAUUAGGCAAUUAAAUACUGUUUCCUCUCUCAGUGCUCAAAAUCCAAUAACUUGGGUCGUGAAAGGUUUUAUAUUCCUUGGUCGAAACGAUCCAGAUGCUGCUUAUACUGCAUUUAAAAAUGCAUAUAAUCUUGCAAACCAUAACAUUCCUGCAUUGUUUGGCAUGGCUCGCAUUAAGUAUCUUCGUCAAGAAUAUAAAGAGGCUCUUAAACUUUAUCAAGAAAUUUUACGAUUAAAACCUGAUCUCACAGAACCUGAUCCGCGUGUUGGUAUUGGCCUCUGUUUUAAUAAAUUACAAAAUUUUGAUGAAGCUAUCGCGGCAUUUGACAGAGCUCUCGAAUUGCUUGAUAUCUCUAAACAAUACGAAGAAGUUGGCGCACAUGAUCGAUUAACCAAUUUUGUUUCUGCAAUGAAUCGAGCAAAUAAAGUCCUUGAGAUAAAUUCUAGCCAUUCCAGUGCAUUGAUUUUACUGGCACACGGUUUUUUCUUUCAGAGAGAUUUCGAAAAUCUCAUCACAGCCGCAAGACGUGCCGAGGAACAUACUGAUUCGAAACCUAUACUAGCUGAAGCGCAUUUUCAUCAAGCUAGAGCUUAUCAUGUUAUGGAGGACUAUAAAAAAGCCCUUUACCAUUAUACUCAAGCUAUUAAUUACAAUGAAAAUCAUUUGCUUGCAAUUUAUGGCUAUGGCCAGAUGCUAAUAAAAUUCGGGCGUUAUGAGGAAGCCAAAAUCAUAUUUGAGACAUUGAGGCGUCAAAAUCCAAAUUUUCUUGAUGUUGUAACAAUCUUGGCGAUUUUGGCUGCUAAUACUGCCCUCGAAGAAACUGAUUCUUCGAAAAAAGCGAGCGCUUUUGAAGAAUUUAAUAAAAUAACACAAGCUAUUAAUGAAGGCUCAUACGAUAAUCCAGAAAUAUUUAUAGUCAAAGCACAUGCAAUUGAAGGCAAAAAUGCUUAUAAAAGUCUCCAAGCAUUAAAAUUGGCUGAAUCUAUGUAUAUUAAAGCCAAUGAACCAAUCCCGCUUGAACUGUUUAAUAAAAAAGGCAACUUGCAUUUUAAACAGGGUAAAUAUGCGGAUGCGUCUGAAUGUUAUAGAGAAGCCUUGAAAAAAUGCGAGCAGCUUCCCUCUCCGCAAUCGGAUGUUAGAAUAACUCUUUUUUAUAAUUUGGCACGUUCUUAUGAGGCCUCACAUAAUUUUAAGGAGGCCCAGGAUUUAUAUAGUCAAAUUAUUAACGAGCAUCCUGCAUUCAUCCCAGCUCGUUUACGUCUAGCUGCAAUUGAAGAAUUCCAUGGUAACAAUGCAAAAGCCAAUGAUAUUUAUAAUGAGAUCUUGGAGUUUGACGAGAAUAACGUUGAGGUUCGCAAAAGAUUGGCAGUAAAUCAACUAAGACAGGGUGAAAUCCAUGAAUCUCGUAGAAGCCUUGAGAUGAUUCAUUCAGAGAAUAAACAUGAUAUAGUUGCCUCAACUGCGUUAGGUAGUUUGUAUCUUUUCAGAGCGAGAUCACGUAGGCAAGAUAAAGAAGCACGUGAACUAUCAUAUAAAAGGGCCGUUGAAUAUUUUCAGAAAGCCCUGCAAAAAAAUCCGAAAAAUGUAUGGGCGGCUAAUGGAAUAACGGUUGCUAUUGCGGAGUCUGGUAGAUUUAAAGAAGCAAAAGAACAAUUCUGGAAGUUAAAAGAACAUAAUCCUGUACCUGAAAUUACUAUUAAUUACGCUCACGUUUGCAGUCAAAUGAAUGAGCAUGAGACUGCUAUUCUUUCGUACGAAGGAGUUUCCAAAAAGUCACAACAUAAAGAUGUGUCUGUGUUAGAAUGGAUUGGUCGUUCUUGUUAUCUUUUGGCUAAAGAGACAAAGAAUUUAAAUAAAAUGGACGAAGCCUUAAUUUGGACAGAGAAGGCCCUAAGACUUGCACCGACAAAUAAACUUAUUGUACAUAAUGUCGCUCUUAUACAACAAAGCAGAGCACAAUUAAUUGGUGAACCAGGAGUAGUGCGAUCUUCAACAGAAUUGAUGAGUGCCAUUGGAGAUGUUGAAUUUAAUGAUGGGUCGCCACACGUUAAUUUUGAUAAGGAGGUUUUAAAUCAGCGUAUUAAUUUUGGACAUUCUACUAUGGAAGAAGAACGUAGAAAAAGAGAAGAAAUGGAAAAAGCUAUAGAGAAUCAAAGAAGAAUUGAUCAACAAUUACGUGAAUACACCGAAAAACAGAGUGAGGUUUGGGGAGAAGAAUCUAAAAAACGUAAAAGCAGAAAAUACAUAGAUUCUGAUGAUGAAGAUCCUGAACCUUUUCAGAAGGUUUGA
Molecule: messenger RNA, 2631 nt
Organism: Dentiscutata heterogama
Lineage: Eukaryota; Fungi; Glomeromycota; Glomeromycetes; Diversisporales; Gigasporaceae
Source: the annotation of a GenBank genome assembly